This is a messenger RNA of Topomyia yanbarensis, 5769 nucleotides long. RefSeq lists its product as uncharacterized. The transcript has 5 exons. The record is from RefSeq and is a predicted model, not a curated record. Lineage: Eukaryota; Metazoa; Arthropoda; Insecta; Diptera; Culicidae. Bases 724 to 5640 code for a protein of 1638 amino acids. Gene Ontology annotation, biological process: signal transduction.
CGGUCGUGUACGGUUCGGUUUGCUACCAUUUCUCCGUGUCGCCCGUUUCUUCGACUAGUUUAUAGUGUAUUAGUGCGUUAGUCAGUCGGCCAAUCAGAGCCCCGCGAUGCAGUGCAAGUUCUUUUGUUAUUAAUCAUGUAACCUCUCCUCGGUGUGCUGUAACAAUAUUUUUAUGCCGCACCCCUGUGCCAUAACUAUAGGCUCGUGUGAGCAUCCAUAAUAAGUCAUCGACAUAUGCGUUGCAUCAAGGUGGACAGGGAACAUUUAUCGAGUGAUUUCUAAUAAGUUCGGAUCCGAUCCGAAUCGUGUCCGAUCAAUUCCCGUGAAUCGUUACGUGAGUCAAGUCAAGUUCGAUGUUCAAUCAAUUUUGUUCAAUCAACAGACAAAGUGCGAAGAAGUGUGACAGCAGAAAAAAGUGAAGCAACAAAUUAAAUUGCGAACGUAUACGCAUGUGUGUGUGCGAGUGUAUUACAGUGCCAUCCAGUCCAGUGGAAUGUUAUGGAACUUGUGCAAUUUCGUCUCGCGUGACUGUGUGUUAGUGAGCUGCGUACGCCGGAGCUGUCGUUCAAAACAAACAGUACUACUUCGAUGAUUGGAUUGCAUCGAAACAACAGAAAUUUCUAUACAGUAGAAAAAAGAUUAACCAACGCCUACUUAGUUCAUGUUUCGGAUGUCAACUAGUACCACAGUCAGCAAUCGAUAGCAUCGGUGAACCUUCAAACUAUGGCAGACACUCAGGGUCCGGCCACCCCGGUUCCCGUUCCACGACCCCGCCAACGAACGAACAACAACAACAAUCCACCUCCCGCCACGACAGUCGAAGACAAAAUCAACAACAACAACACCCGUGAUGUUCCGGACGGCAGGUCAUCCGUCGGCAGCCUCACCUUUCCAUCGAUAUAUCCUAAACUGGACUAUGAAAACUUUGAAAUUAAGAACCCACGGGUCGCUACCCCACCGGCAACACCGAAGAUCCCGAACGGAAGCACUGAUCCAAGCCCGCGUCCGGUUCCGGCACCUCGUCGAUCACGAAUCAUAGUUCACGAAGAAAGUGGCGAUGGGGAGACGACCCGAUAUCAGAACGUUACUCCGAUAGCCGCCACCGGUGCCACAAAGAAGCCUCCUCCGAUUCCACCUAGUCCUAAUUUCAACACGACGACAACGACGACGUCGAAAACGAAGAGUCCCGUGUUAAGUCCUGGUAUUACCACGGUUCACAAUGAUUUACGGGGAAGCUCAACGCCCGUUUCUCCAGGUACGAGUUCAGGCCGGUUCAGCUUCGAGGGGGAGAAGCUGCCUGGCGUUGAUCGAAGCGAAUCGGAUGGCGCGUCUAUUGGAAGUGGUGACAGUGGACGAAAGUACAAGACUUCGUCACCUGGACAACUCUUCAAAUCGAUCGGCAUCACUUCUAAACUCUUGACCGAAUCCAUCAGCGAACGAGUUACGCACAAAACCAAGAAGGUAGCCAGCAAGCUAGACAAAAAUUUCAAGGAAUCGAAAAGUUCAUUCAGCAACUGGAGCACCGAAGCGGGCAGCAAGCUCAAAACGGUGAGCAAAUCGAUCAACAGCAUUGCCGAGGACAAGCUGUCUCUUUCGUUGGCUCGCAACAAAAGCGGCAAGACGAAACGAAGCAACAGCACCGGAGAGGACGGUGACUUUCUGGAGCGAAGACAAACGGCACCACCGGAGAAUAGUGAUCUCAUGAGAAACAUUCAGUUCAACAGUCCGCUGAACAAUAAGGUUAACAACCGGGAAGAUCUUACCAAAGGAUCAUCCUCCUCGUCUACGUACGACAUUCCGAAGAGUACGAAGCGGACAAAUUAUGGCGAGCAGCCACCCGGUUACGAAGAUUCGCUCAAAUCCAACAGUAGCGUUAGUUUGGCGUCGGCUUCCUCAUCGUCAACGAAUCCACCACCGGCGGGAACCUUCACCAGAACCUCCGGACUGAGCCAAAGUCUGUACAGUAAAGUCGUUCCGAAGAAAGAUCGCAAAGGAGACCCACAUACGUCACCUCCUCCACCCGGACCGUUACGGACCAAAACCAAGAGUGAAUCAAAUCUGUGCGAGUCCAAGUUCUACAUUGAUUCGGUUCGGGAAAUCGACACCGGAAGUAGUUCGGAAAAUAUUCCACCUCCGACAGUGCCGGCACCGGUUCUUCGAACCGGUAAGCCUCCAGCGAAGAGUGAGAAUCCUUACGGGAAGCUGAAUAUCAUUCAACGACCACCUUCCAGUAGUUCGUCGGAUGAGGACAAUACUCUACCGGAGCUGAUAAAGCGAAUUCAGAUCCGUAAGAAGGCGAUUAACUAUGAAAACGUCGCCGUAGGCGACUCAUCUGCUCCGGAUUCGCGUCGAGCCACCUGCAACUCGGUGAAUCGAAUUUUCUCCCGUCGAUCCUCGUCGUUCGACGAACUUCGGAACAACAUGAAUCUUCGAUCGGAUUCGUGGAACUUUUACGACGUCAGCGGACGGGAAGAUUCCCAACACGAUGAAGAGGAAGAGGACGACAGUUCACGGAUCAGCACACCGGAACCAACGUACGUCAACGAUGGUCAAAUCUACGGACAGAUCUGUGAAAUGGAGACCUCGCUGUUGCUGCCACAACCUCUAACUGCACUACCGGUAAGACACGAUUACGACGAAGUGUCCAUUUCCGACAUAAUCGAUGAGUUCGACCCGUUGAAUAACCGGCGAACGCUGGCGGAGAUUAACGAACUGGCACUGAUCGAGAACAUCCUCGGUGCGGAGUCGUACGGUCGGCGAGUCAAGCUGGAAUCGUCGGAUGAGAGUUUAGCCACCGGGGACAUUCCAAAAGAGAUUCCAAAACCUCCCAAGCGAUCGGAUUCGUUGAUGGAGUCAUCGACGCCCGCGGAUCCGGGACCACCGAGCAAAGAUACUCCGCCGAUUCCUCGGCGGAAAAAGUCCAAAAGUCCUCGCCGGACCAUGAUCAUUCAUCAAAAUCUAAACCUGCCAUCGGAUGACGUUGAAAAGCUGGUGGACGAAGCGGUGGUUGAACCGUAUCUGUCAGUUGUUGAAGAGACUAGCGUUAGCCAAGAACCGGUUGAUCUGAGCUACCCAUCCAGCAGUCAAGGACCGCAAACGAGUUGGUUUGUAGCGGAAGCGGGUACUUCCACGGAACCGGAUAGGUUCCUUAAGAACUCCAAGGUCGAUCCGGUGAACGAAAACAAUAAACCGGUGGAAAAGAUUCAAAAGGAACUGCCGUCGGAGUUGACCUGCAUCGGUGAGGAUGAUACAUACCUGCCAUCCUAUUUGGAGGCUAUUGGUGGCGAUGCGUUGCAGGAUCCAUUUCCUGGUCCUUCGUUUAGUACCGGCAGCGGCGCCGGUAAGACAAGUGUCAAAUCAAAACUGAUCAACGCGUUGAAGCGCAAGUCUAGCUUCAAGGGGAAAAGUGAGGUGCGGACGGUGCUGGAGAUGGUACCGAAGCCGUUGCUGACGGAACGUUUCAUCAGUCAUCAUGGUCACGUGUUGAAGUUUCCUUCCGGUAUGAUCGGUGAUGUGUUCAACGAGUUGGCGCCGCGAUCGGUUGUUUUGAAGGAGAAAAUUAUUCAAACGUAUCAGGACCCGCAGAAGAUGCAACCGAAGGAGACACUGCAUCUGAAGUUUAUUCUGAGUUUGCAGUGUGUCGUUCAGCACAAGUUCAACAGCGAAAGUCUGGAUUUGCACUGUUUUGAGGUGGUUUUGGCGCUACCGAAAAAGGAGGGUGGUUCCACCGCCAAUCAGCAGCUGGUGACGAAUCCUAAUUUGGUGAUUACCAGCACCAACAGCGGGAAUGUGAAGAGCUUGCGGCAGUCGUAUAUGUUUGGGGUGCAUAAGCGGCAGGACAGGAACGUGUGGAUGGGGAAGAUCUUGCAGUCGGUAACGGAUGUGUUCCCCGAUAGCUGCCUGGCGGAGUUUACUCGGGCGGGAUGGUGUUACAUGAAGAAAUCGGUAUCGUCCGGUUGGAGUGGGGCCUGGCUGUUGCUGGCUAAGCGUCGAUUGUACUUUUACAACUACCAGGAUCAUCAGUUGGAGCAAUUGGAUCUGCGGAAAGCUCGUUGUAUUGGAGCAAUCGAAUCGGAAGAAUCGAUCAGGAAUCUUCACAUCGAAACCGGACCGUCUCUGUUCAUCGAUUGUCCACCCUAUGCGACGCUGUAUUUCAUUAUGAGUUCGCCACGGGAGACUCAGAUCUGGAGGAAGAUUAUGAAGGAUAUGGCGCACAAGAAUGGUACGAGUUUGCACAGUCAGCAGUUGACGCGGAACGAUGUUCCCGUACUGAUCGACAAAUGUAUAAAUUUCAUCUACGCUCACGGAUCCAUGUCCGAGGGAAUCUAUCGAAAAUCCGGAUCAUCAAGCCAGGUUAACAAAAUCCUCGGACUGUUUAAAGAGGAUGCCUUCGCGGUGCAGCUGACGCGUGGUGAGUUCAACGAAUACGACGUUGCCGGAGCGCUGAAAAAGUUCAUCCGAGAUAUUCCGAACUCUUUCCUCGGCAACUAUUCGGUCAGUUUCGUCAGUAUCACCAGUCUGAAAUCCGCCAAAGAUAAGAUCGACUCGUAUCGGGAGUUGCUGUCCCGGUUGCCGAAAGUCGAGCAUCAAACGCUGAAGAAGUUGGUCGGUCAUUUGAGCUUCAUCGCGUCGCUGGAGCUGCACAAUAAAAUGGGCAUCCCGAAUCUGGCGAUGAUCUGGGGCUCGACGUUGAUGGCUAACUCCAGUCAGAAUGUUGAGGCGGAACAGUACAGCUAUUCGCAGGACGAAGCUGACGUGGUAGCGGAUUUGAUUAAGCUGUACAAGAAUCUGUUUACCAUCACCCCGGAGGAAGUGAAGAAGGAACAGCUGAUGUUGAAGGUGCUGCAGAAGUAUCACGCCGCUGCGGAGAAUCUGUCCGAUUCGGUGAAACAUUCCGGUGAUCUGAAGGUGUGGAUUACGAUCGAUUGUGAUGAUGGCGGGGGUGGCGUCGGUGAUGGUGUCACAGGACAGCAGGAGGAUAAAACACAGAUUAAUGUUACGAUAACGCCGACGAAGACGGCUUCCGACAUCUGCAAGGAGCUGGCCGCGAAGGCUGGUUUUGAGUGGUACAAACUGACACUGUACGAAGUGAUUGCGGAGGGGGCACUGAUUCGACCGGUUCAUCACAGCGAGCGGGCGCUGGAGAUUGUGCUGAGAUGGACCUACUGGGACGACGCAGACCGUAAAACGAACUACCUGUCCAUCAGACCAAACACCACACUGAACGACGUCUACCGGCACAUCCAGAAGGCCCCGAUGCUAACACCCACCACCGAACUCAAGUUUGCCGAUCGACGUACGAAAACACUCCGCAGCUACAAACUACAGCUAAUCGGGCGAGAGAUUAUCGUGUUGAAACGAGCCGACAAAAAGGAUAAGGGAACGUACGAGGAGCUGAUGAAGAUUCACCUGGGACGAGUGCAUGCCUAUCUCGGACGGGAGGCGAAACGGGACCAGUCGCGGCUCCGCUGGGCGAUUACACUGGUGGAGCAUGAUUUUAAGAAACGAUCCCGAGAUUCACCCUUCAUCGGUCACCUCCUCGGAGGAGUAGAUUUCAGUGAUCAAAUCCUGUGGUAUUCCAGCAUAUUAUACAGUCUACACAAGGAUGACAUUUUGCCAAGUAGCGAUCUAUUUUUCUAGAAUUUUAAUACGUAUUUCUACGUAAGUCAGCGCCAAUAUAGAUAGCCAAUAUUUACAGAACGUAUUGUUUAUAUUAAGUGAAAAAUUGUGAAACGAACAAAUAUGCAAUAAAACUGUAGAUUUCAAGUA